This is a messenger RNA of Cicer arietinum (chickpea), 2330 nucleotides long. RefSeq lists its product as uncharacterized. The record is from RefSeq and is a predicted model, not a curated record. Gene Ontology annotation, molecular function: DNA-binding transcription factor activity. NCBI's taxonomy places the organism in Eukaryota, Viridiplantae, Streptophyta, Magnoliopsida, Fabales, Fabaceae.
AUUGAUUUGGAGAGAGAGAAACCUAAUCUAGCAUAACACUUUACAACUACAUCUUGGGUUUCAGUGUUAGAGAGAGAAAAUAAAAGAGAGUGAGUAUAGGAACAAAAUGAGGAGAGUGGAGCGAGGAUUUGGCCAAUAAUUAAGCGAAUAUUACUAUCAUUUAUACUUGCUUUAGAUUUGCAUGGUUUUGAGUUUUUUAAAAUAUUAAUUAUUAUUUUGAUAUAUAUCAGACAAGAACUUGAUUUCAGAUAAAUCCGUGAGAUCUUUCAGAUUCUCUCUCUCUUCUCCACUGCUCAAUUGUUGCCUGGCCUUUUGGAUUUUUAGGUAAAUUUGAAUGACCCUUUUAGAUUUAUUUUUUUGUUUUUCAAUAAACGACCCUUCUAGAUUUUACUCUCAGAUACUCUUCCGAAUUAUAGGUUUUUAUUAGAUAUGGAACUAAAAUAAAUUUGAGUCUCAAUCUCUCUUUUAUAAUUAAAAGGGUAUCUGAAUUUUGCUUAAAAAUUUGAUUUUUCAAAAGGGUUUUGUAUUUUUGCUUCAGUGGUGGCAGCUAUGAAAGCCAUAAGGUCAUAGUUUGGUGUAUACACUUGUUUCUCUGUUUUUUUUUUUUUUUGCCCUUAUUUUUGUUUUCCAAUGGAAGAUGACACAAGAAUGGCUAAAGAGCAAGAAGAUAAUCAAUCAAGAAAUAAUUGUAUGAAUGGUAGAUCUUCUUCUAAGAAAUCAAAACAGAAGAAGGUUCCUCAGAGAGGACUUGGUGUUGCACAGCUUGAAAAAAUACUUGAAGAACAACACAUGAAAGAUGGUGUUGUGAAUUUACCUUCACAAAAUUCUAUAUCAUCUUCAUCAACAUCAAUAUCAUCACCAACUAUAUCCUCUUUUUUGCCUCUUCCAAUUAACAAUUUUAAUCACUCUACUUCAUCAUCAUCAACAUCAAUAUCCAAUUAUUUGCCUCUUCCAGUUAACAAUUUUAAUCCCAUGAACCAAAAUUCUUCAACAACCCUUUUGCCUUGUGUGCCAUCAUUAGGUGAGUUUAGAUCUUCAAUGUCACUUCAACAACAUAUGGAUGGUAAAGUUCCUAGUACUGUUUCAUUGAAUAAAAAUAAUGGUGUUUUUGAGGCUGGUAAUUGGUCUAAUGUUCCUGUUCCUAAGUUGUGGAACACUCAUCAUGAGUUGGAUUUUGAGAAGGAAAAUUUUGGAAUUGAAAAAGGGUUACCCUUUCUUCCAAGUUUGCCUUUUGAAUCUAAUCCCAUCUGGCCUGUGCCUAAUUGGGUUCAAAGAACACCACAAUUUCAUCAUCAACCUUCUCCACAAGUGGUGAAUAACUCAUCAGGAAAUUCAUCCACAUCUGUGCCUCAUUUGUCCACAGAGCCCCCUUCAAACCAAAAUUCUAGUAGCAAUAUGCUUGCGGCGAGGCCGACGGAGAAGAUGAUGACUGACGUGAAAAGGUCAUACCCUUUCUCCCUGGAAUUUUCACAAGCUCCUGCUUUGAAUUAUAUAAUGCCUCCCUAUGCUGAAAUAAGUACAAAUCCAAGAACUUCAUGUGAAAGUGAAAGUGGAUUUCAUUUUGAUGCUGCCAAUUCAACUUCAAGAGAAUCUCAAUCAUGUUCAGCAUCCAACUCUUAUCCAAACUCAAAGAAAAGAAAUAAAGGGAUUAAAGAUUUGGAUGGAAAUUUCCUCACUUUGGCUACUCCAUCUCCUAUUUCAUGUCCACCUUCACAGUUGAACUCUUCAAAGCCACUGGCAUUUAACAACCAAGAAUGCCCUGAAUUGGAAUCUCCUCAUCAGGUAAAGGAAAAGACAGAAGAUCAACACCCUACUCCACAAGGGUACAGAGUAUUCAAACAACAAAAGCAACCUUUGUACAGCUUCAUUCCAGCAGCAAAGGAGACACAAAUUGGACAAACAACAUCCAGAAUUCAGAAUGGUCAUGAAGUUGGAGAAAUUAUUGAUCUCAAUUUGAAGCUAUAAAUAUAUAUAUAUGGUCAAACUUUAAGUCCAGCUAUGAAACUUUGAUAUUAUUCAUCUUUGGUUUUUCAUUUUGCAAUUGAUACAUAUUCCUAAAUCUACACAUGGAGAGUUGAGUAUGAUAAACAUAACUAGAAAUCCUUUUAACAUGUGGGAAAAUAGAAGGACAAAUGUUGAUUUGUUUGUUUGAGUUGAUACUUGGUAAUGACUAUGAUGAGCCCAAACUCUAAUGGUGUGUCAUUGGGGCUAUGGUUUUUUUUUUGUUUGGUUAGUGUAUGUUUGAUAUUAAGUAGUUUUUGUAAAAUUGUGCACCUGCAAUAGUAACAAAUCUUCUGUGAUACUAAAUAUAUAUUUAUUUUGUUGUUGUA